Molecule: messenger RNA, 3489 nt
Organism: Varanus komodoensis (Komodo dragon)
Lineage: Eukaryota; Metazoa; Chordata; Lepidosauria; Squamata; Varanidae
Gene: RASGRP4
Product: RAS guanyl releasing protein 4
Exons: 17
Coding region: 216-2459 (747 amino acids)
Biological process (GO): Ras protein signal transduction; positive regulation of GTPase activity
Cellular component (GO): plasma membrane
Molecular function (GO): guanyl-nucleotide exchange factor activity; calcium ion binding
Source: RefSeq, a predicted model, not a curated record
UCCUUUUAACCGCACAUCAGCAGAAAAGCAACCCGUUCAUUCGGAUUCGGCCGCCGUGCGGAGAAACUGAGUUCCCUCGCACAACUGGGCUGUGCUCGCAGGAGCAGCGACGAGUCCCCUCCCCAGCAGUAAAGCGAAAACAGCAUUCCCCUCCUGGGGCCAGGACAGGUCAAGACGGUGCCUUGGAAGACGGGCUGUGGUGAGCUGGAAAAAAUAUGAUCCGACGAGAGAGCAGGAGAAAGCUGCGCAUGGAAGCCGCCAGCAUCGUGGAUGCCAGCACCACUCCGGAUGCCUGCAAGAUUUCCCAGCGGAAAAACCAACGCCGCAGGACCUGCCCGAACCCCCGGGAGAUCAGCCAGGCAUUGGCUUGCAACUCUCUGGGAGAAAUGAACCGGUCCUGUACCCUGAAUGAGUUAAUUGAGAAAUGCCUUCGGUCCUUUGAUCUGGAGGGGAAGCUGUGCACCAGCGACUUCAUGGUAAACAUGACAUUAACAGUCCACAGCUGGGUAGUUCCGUCUACCGAGUUGGCUCAUCUCCUCCUGACUUUAUACAAGGACGCAUCCCAGGAGAGACGACCGGAGCGACAGCUGAGGAUCUGCCACUUUAUUCGGUACUGGCUGGUGAACUAUCCCGAGGCCUUUCACCUGGACCCGCACCUGGAGGAGGGCAUUGCGGAGAUCUUGGAGGUGGUGAGGAAAGAAGGCCACACGGAUCGAUGCCGCCUGCUUGACACGUCCAGCACGGUGACCCAUACCUGGAAGCGUGUGCUCAGCUGUCAAGGCAGUCCUGGCUGCGGCAAGAAGCGAAAGGUCUCGCUGCUUUUCGAUCACCUCGAUGCAACGGAGUUGGCCGCCCACCUCACCUUCCUGGAAUUCAAGGCCUUUUGCCGGCUAUCGUACCUGGACUUCCAGAACUACGUUCUGCGUGGGUCAGUGCGCGGCAGCCCCGCCCUGGAACGCGCCAUCGCCCUGUGCAACAGCAUCUCGCAGUGGGUGCAGGUCAUGAUCCUCAACCGCCCGACGCCACAGCAGCGCGCAGAAGUCUUCGCCAAGUUCAUCCACGUCACGCAGAAGCUAAAACAACUGCAGAACUUCAGCACGCUCAUGGCGAUUGUGGGGGGGCUUUGCCACAGCACCAUCGCCCGCCUGAAGGACACACAUGCCCAUCUUCCCUCCGAGGUCACCAAGAUACUGUCCGAGAUGACGGACUUGCUCUCCUCAUCUGGAAAUUACAGGACGUACCGGCGGGCCUACGCCAACUGCGAGGGCUUCAAGAUCCCCAUCGUCGGUGUCCACCUGAAGGACCUGGUGACGCGGCACGAGGCCCUGCCCGACCGCGUGGAUGGCGGGCGGCUCAACCUGAGCAAACUGCAGAGCCUGUACGAGCCGGCAUGGGAGCUGCGGAUGCUGCAGCAGGCGAAGCCGCCGUUCCAGGCCAACAAGGACUUGGUGCACCUGCUCACUCUUUCCCUGGACCUCUACUACACGGACGAGGAGAUCUACGCACUCUCCUAUGCUCGCGAGCCCCGGUGUCCCAAGACGCUGCCCCCCACCCAGUUCAAGCCCCCUGUGGUCGUGGAGUGGGUGCCCGGAGUGUCUCCCAAGCUGGACCAGGCCACCAUCAAGAGGCACGUCCAGCAAAUGGUCGAGUCUGUGUUCAAGAAUUAUGAUCCUGAACAACGGGGCUACAUCUCUCAGGAGGACUUUGAGAGGAUUUCCACAAGUUUCCCUUUCUCUUUCAGUGGGCUGGAAAGAGAGCGCGAGGGAACCUGGAGCCAGGAAGAGCUCUCGGAGUACUUGAUGCGGGCCUGUGCCAUCUUCUCCAAGCUGAGCCUCGGCUUCUCGCACAACUUCCAGGAGGCCACCUUCAAGAAGCCCACCUUCUGCGACAGCUGCAAUGGCUUUCUCUGGGGAGUUUCCAAGCAAGGAUACCGAUGCCGGGACUGUGGCCUGAUCUGCCACAAGCAGUGCAAGGACCAGGUGGAGGUGGAGUGCCAGAGGCGCUUGCACUCCAGUGCCUCCGACAGCAGCACACCUCGGAUCGCAACGCCAGCUGGCACUCUUCACCCCAGCUCAGGCUCCGAGGAAGAAACUUUUCUUUUCCCACCCAAAUGGGAGCAGGUCAAGAGCCCCCUUCUCAGCCUGGGAAGCGCCACGAGCUGCCGGCCGAUGAGACACGCCUCGACCCAAACGGAGGCUGUCAGCCCCAUGGCUGAGAGACUGCAAGAGCGCCAGGGAGGGGUUGGCGGCCACGGCAAGAGCCAGAAGCAGCUACUGGAGCAGCUGAAGGAACUGGAAAAGGAACGGGACAGACUCUUAAUCGCCAAUCAGUGCCUCCAGAGGCGCAACUCACAACUGGAGCUGGAGAACAGCCGGUUGCUGAAGGCAGAUGCGGCAAGCCUUCCAGGACUCUCCUGCCGGAAAGAACAGACUGUCUGCAGUUCCCACAAGCCCAACUGAACAAGGGGCCAGUGGAAGAUGCCAAGGAAGCGAAGAGAAGGGGUUGCUCGUUGGACGGCGCAUCCUGGCAGUUUUUUGCAUGUGCAUUUUUUAUGACAGCUGCUGCCGUUGUGGCUGAAUGUAGGAUGCAGCUUGACUCACUUGCUUGAUCCAUCCGGGUUGCUUUAUUUAGGCGAUCUUUGAUUCCUAGAAGGCACUUUUGUCAACCAAUGUUCCCUGCAGCCACCUAUAAAAAAUGGGGUGUGUAUGCCAAGAGACCCCUUCCCGGACGUGGAUGAACUGGGAUCCUCCAAGACCAAAGUAGAGGCAUCGGUGUGGGGAAAAGACCGCCUCAAGCAUGAAACUGAUGGUGGGGCAGCAGGGAGAGAUCGAGCGAGGCAUGGAAACAUCAGAUAAAUUUCAAUAUUUCUUCUGUCUCCUGCCUUGUUUUCUAUGCGCCCCAUCUCUCUGCUUCACUCCCCCAACCCUGUCUGUUUGGGGCAGUCGAGAACAUGGCCUGUUGGAAAGAGACAAAAUAGGGAUGCUACAAUUUUAAAUCAAGUUGUCUUCUUGCUGAGAGUGGGCUUCCCAGUCCAUUUACAGUCACCUCGCUGACCACCCUGUGCCCUUCUGUUUGCAAAGGGCUGGAGACAGCAAGAGAUCUGAGCCCCUUUGGAAACACGACAUGUUGCACCGUAUCUCCCAGAACCACCAACCGAAAGCAAAAGAAAAUGGGAUGGAGGCAGAAACAUUAUAUUACGGAAGAAAAGGUACCUUUGCACGAAGUAUUCCAACUGAAAGAGAAAGUGUCAUCUCAAGAGCGACACCUGCGUUGUGCCGAAUCCUGCCCUGCGAUUUCCGUUCUGCCUCCCUGCCCACCCCCAAGAGGUGGCCUCAUCCGCAAGAGAAGCGCUCAUUUGUAGAACCCAGAAAGCAGCCUUGUCUGUCUGCAGGAUUAGAGGGCCAGUGUGGUGGAGCGGUUAAGAAUGCUGGACUGGGAUUCAGGGGAGCUGGGUUCCAGGCCCCACUCGGCCAUGGAGCCAACUGGGUG